AAGUUCGCCUUCUACCGUUUAUAAGGUUAAACUUAAUGCUAUGGUGGUUCCUAAUGAUGGCACUAUAAAAAAUGAUUUUAUCACGGUCAGUAUUCCUUACAAUCAAAAUUUCUGUAGUCUCAAAAAAGAGGUCCUUAAACAUACGUCCUUCCAAAACUUUGGAGAGGAUCAAAUCACUGUCGGGAAAUUGAACGAUGAGGCGGAAAUUGAGGAAGUGUUUGAAAAAUACAAUAAGGAGAGGGAGAUAAGGAAAGUGGGCGUUACUGAAGGC
Molecule: messenger RNA, 271 nt
Organism: Acaulospora morrowiae
Lineage: Eukaryota; Fungi; Glomeromycota; Glomeromycetes; Diversisporales; Acaulosporaceae
Source: the annotation of a GenBank genome assembly